AAAUUUGACAGUCACUAGACAGUUGCAAUGAUAUUGGUUUAUGCUUUGUUUUAUGAAACACAGCUCAACGACGUGUCAAAUCUAGAUGACAUUUGUCAAAAUAGUGCAUUCCGUGGUUGAAAUUUAAUAAGUAUUAGUUUAAAUAAUAACUAAAAUAAUAUAUUAUUAAAAUAAUUAUGGCAGCAUCAUUACCUGUGCACACGAAUUGGCAUCCGAACAAAAAGCAUAGCGACGUUGAACGCUGGAUAUGCAUAUACCCAGCCUAUAUAAAUAGCAAAAAAACCAGACAAGAAGGUCGACGUUUAUCAAAGGAGAAUUGUGUUGAGAAUCCAACGUAUGUUGAAAUACGUGAUGUGCUAUCUGUAACUAAUUUACGUGUUGGUGUUGAAAAUAAACAAUAUUCAAGAGAAAAGAGCAGGGAAGUUCAAUUUCGCGGUCGCAUACGUGUUCAAAUGCGCAACGAUGAUGGAAGUUUGUGCAACCCCGAAUUCGAAUCACGCGAAGCUAUAAUGCGUUAUGUUACUGACAAGAUACCACAAUUGAAGUCGCGUCAAAAUAAAACUGCCGAUAGUUUUCAUCAACCACAGGCACAGCAGACUGGAGGCGGUGGUGGUGGUGGUGGCAAGAAAGGCAAAAAUAAGAAACGUUGAUUUUAUUGAAAAUUUUAUUUUGUUAAAUGGAUUUUGUUAUAAUUGCUUUUUAUACUUCGAUGUGCUGAAAAUGUAAAAUUUUG
Teleopsis dalmanni is the source of this 733-nucleotide messenger RNA. Its product is annotated as signal recognition particle 19 kDa protein-like. The record is from RefSeq and is a predicted model, not a curated record. Lineage: Eukaryota; Metazoa; Arthropoda; Insecta; Diptera; Diopsidae. The transcript has 3 exons. Gene Ontology annotation, biological process: SRP-dependent cotranslational protein targeting to membrane, signal sequence recognition; SRP-dependent cotranslational protein targeting to membrane. Bases 177 to 650 code for a protein of 157 amino acids. Gene Ontology annotation, cellular component: signal recognition particle, endoplasmic reticulum targeting. Gene Ontology annotation, molecular function: 7S RNA binding.